AUGCCAGCUGCCACCGUGGCGCUCGCUCGCCAGGGUCACGGCGUCGGCCCGCCCACAAGGGUCUGCGCGCCACCGCCGCGAGAAGACCCGGAGGCGUCCGAGCGGAACGAGCGGUACGCUGGACUGUGGUGCCUGCUGAAGCGGGAGGAACCUGUCGGAACUCCGAUCCAGGAGCACGUGGCCGGCGAGGGGCCGCUGCGGUUGCAAGCCCCCUCGGGGAUCUACGCCGAGGUCAGGAUCCCGGUGCAGCCGGAGGAGCCGCUGAGCCAGGAGAGCUGCGCGGGCUACCAUGCGGUGGUGGCCGUGGCCAGCGGCCGCACUCGCAGCCUGCGGCAUAGGACGCUGGACUUCCAGCCGCCCACGGGCGGCGUGCUGUGCACCCAGGUCACUUUUGACCGCGACGUGAUGGGCGAGCUGAGCCACCCGCGCGGGAAGGUCCGGGAGGAAUACAUCGAGGUCUGGACCAAGCUGAAGAGCGGGCCCAUCACCGCCCUCGAGCUUCUCUCCGAGUCGCCCUCAAAAACCACACAGCAGAGGAUGGGCUACUGGCUGUUCUGCGGGGACCAGUUCGUCCGCAUCAUCGGCCCGAAGCUGGGGGACGGCCUCGUAGCGGGCACCGUCUGCAGCUCCUUGAGGCAGCUGGAGUCCCUAUCGAGCUCCAGGGCUGUGCGCAAGGAGCUGCGCACGCACUACGAGGCAUGCUCAGGCAGAAUCGAGUCGCCUGGGGUCCUGCGAGUUGCGAAGAAGGCCUGGCCCAUCGAGAGGGCCGGCACGCUGCUGUACGACGCAGAGGGCGGGUCUGGGGGCUCCGUCGUGGUCUCGAAGCACGAGGUCACCCACAGGCUCCCGUCUGGCAUCGAGCAGCGCUGGCGCGUGAGGGACUGGGGCUUCAACCCGUUCGCGCCGUCAAAGGCCGCCGCGCGCGAGGAGGCCGGGUCGCCAAAGCGGCCGAGGACGGGGCUGCAGCUCAAGGCGAAGGCAGACGUGGAUGCCGAAAAGGCGUCCGCCAAGGUCCCCGCCAAGCCCAGGGCGCGGAGCAAGUCGCAGGACAGCUCGGCAUCUGUGAGGAGCUCGCCGCGGCGGCGGCGGUGGAAGAAGACGCGCCCAAAGCAGGAAACGAGGAGGCGAUCGCGGUCGCGACGGUCGCGACGGUCGCGACGGUCGCGACGGUCGCGACGGCGAAGCUGGUCGCGACGGUCACGACGGCGCAGGCGCUCGGAGUCCGCGCGGAGAGGUGGCAAGGCUUAUCCGAACCCGUACAACGCCAGAAAACCCGCAGGUGUCGGCGUGGCAGCGCCAGCGGCGGCCGCCGCGGAGCCAGGCCUGCCCGCCCGGCGCUGGGGCGGCGGGGGCCGCCGCGGCGGCGACGACCGGCGAGAGGACCGGCGCGACGAUCGGCGCGACGACCGUCGCGACGACCGACGUGACGCACCACGUGAAGGCGUGCCCCGGCGGCUGGCCGAGAUCCUGGACGACAAGCGGAAGGCCGAGGAGAGAGGCGCGAAGAGGUCGCGCUCGGGCUCCCGGCGCCGCGGUGACAGGGGCCGGACGGACCGGGAGCAGGAGAAGCGCCGGGGCCAAUCUCCUCCGGCUGCGAGCUCGCCAUUCGUGACCGUGACACUCUCGAAGCACAUCAGGCUCAACGGCAAGCUGGUCAAGCAGGAGCUCGAGAUUGAUGCGAAGAGGGUGCACAUGGGGAACCCGAGGAUCAAGCUGAUCAGCGAGAGCCGCGGUGCCCUCAUCAGCGCGGUCUUCCAGCGGCUCGAUCUCGACAGAGACGAGCUGCUGAGCCCACACGAGAUGCGCCGCUUCGCGGAGCUGACUGGCUUCGGGGGCGGCGAGGACGAGUGGAACAAGGCCUUCAAGACCCUGAUGUCCGAGAACGGCGUUGCCGAGGAUACCGCUGGGGUGGACUUCGAUCUCUUCGCGAAGCUGGUGGAGGACAAGUCGGCGGACACUGGCUGCCAUUGCAACGACAGUGAGUUGCAGUCGAUGCUCGACCAGCUGCCCGAGCCUGAGAACGCUGCCCCAGGCGGCGUGGCGCGUGUGGACCUGAUCGCCGCCGUCUUCAAGCAACUAGACGCCGACACCGAUGGCAUGCUAAGCUCCAGGGAGAUGCGCAAGUUCGCGGAGCGCACUGGCUUCCAAGGCACCGAGGCCGCAUGGAAAGAGGAGUUCCAGAACCUGUGCACCGUACCUGGCAAGGAGGAGCUCCAGAAGCUCGACCUGGCCUUUUUCUCCAAGCUCGUGAACGACAGGUCCGCCGACACGGGCUGCUACUGCUCCGACGACGAUCUGCACGCCAUGCUCGCCAGCUUUGGUGGCCAGAUUUGCCCGCCCGGGAGCUCGGUCGGGACGCUUCCGAAGGCCGCCGCGGGGGCCGUGCUCACCCCGAUGUCCACGUACCGCUCUUCCCUCGUGCGCUCGGUCUUCGACAGGCUCGACUCCGACAGGGACGGCAGGCUCAGCGAGAAGGAGAUGCGUGCUUUCGCUGGCCACACUGGCUACGAAUGCAGCGAGGAGGCGUGGACGACAGAGUUCCAGCAGCUCUGCGUCGACAACGGGAAGCAACCCGUGGACGGGGUCGACUACCACUUCUUCUGCAAGCUGGUCUGUGACCAGGACCAGUCUAGCUGCUAUUGCACGGACUCAGAACUUGCGGUCAUGCUUGCCAAGCUGGGUGGCCCGUCGGUGGGCGUUCCGAAGGCGCACGGCGGUAUCGGUCCACCCGUGACGGAGAAGGGCCUCAGCAAGGCCGCUGGCCCACCAGUCGCCGACCGGCAGGCCCUAGUCAGGAGCGUCUUCCAGGCCUUCGACGUAGACCAGGACGGCCGCCUCAACAAGAAGGAGAUGCGCGCUUUCGCCGAGAGCACUGGGUUCGACGGGGGCGACGCGGCCUGGGACGAGGCCUACGAGGUGCUCUGUAAGGAGAAGAAAAGAGACCCAUCUGUCGGCGUCGACCUGAACUUCUUUUCGUCCUUGGUGAACGACAAGGAGGACGCCGCCGGCUGCUACUGUACCGACGUCGAGCUCAGCUCAGCGAUCACCAAGGUGGCUACCGCCGGCGUCGUCACAGCGAUUGUGCCGCAGCCCACGCCGAAGGCGAAGGCGCCCGCACCAGCGGUGGAUGCUGGUGGGCCUGCCAAUGCGCACCUCUCACGCGCCCAGCUCGUCGAGGUGGUCUUCAAUACGCUCGACGGAGACAAGGACGGGCGGCUAAACCAGCGCGAGAUGAAGGUUUUCGCGAAAUUCACAGGCUUCGAGGGCACCGAGGCUGAUUGGGAAGACGCCUACAAGUCCCUCUGUGCAGACGCUGGUGGAGGCAGCUCCGUGGACCUCCGCGGUUUCACGACCAUCGUGGACGACCCUACGGACGAAACCACCGACUCUGACCUGCGAAGCAUGCUGGAGAAGCUGAGAGUGGCUGUGCCCGUCAUGGUCCCCCCGCCGACCCCGCCUCCGAUUGCAGGCACCACCUCCAGCGCGGUCGAGAAGAUUCUGGUCGGGGCGCCCCGCGACGAGCUGGUCCGAGCUAUCUUCGCGGCGCUGGACACCGAUAAGGACGGUGUGCUCAGCCAGUGGGAGAUGCACGCCUUCGCCGAGCGCAUCGGCUUCAGAGGAGGCAGCCUGAAGGCGAGCAAGGACGACGCCCUGACCAGAGACGUUGCAUUCUUCCAGCGGCUCGUCGACGACAAGAGCGACGCGACAGGGUGCUACUGCACCGACGAGGAGCUGCGCGCCACCCUCGAGAAGCUCUCGGCGCAUAACGCCGCCAGCGCGAAGGCCCGGAGCAAGGCGAGCUCAAUGGCCAGACCGGCGGAGGAGUCCCGCCCCGAGCUCAUCAAGGGUUUGUUCUUGAGGCUGGACGUCGACAGGGACGGAAAGCUGAGCCCGAGCGAGAUGCGCAGAUUCGCCGAGCAGCAGGACUUCAAUGGCAGCGAAGAGGAUUGGGCAGAGGCCUACAAGGAGCUCUGUACCGAGAAAGGCCGAGACCCAGCCAAUGGCGUGGACCUGUCGCUCUUCACACAGCUCGUGGACGACGAGUCAGAGGAUACUGGCUGCUACUGCACAGACGACGAGAUGCGCGCGAUGUUGACGAAGUUGCCACAUUAG
Molecule: messenger RNA, 4113 nt
Organism: Prorocentrum cordatum
Lineage: Eukaryota; Dinophyceae; Prorocentrales; Prorocentraceae
Source: the annotation of a GenBank genome assembly